Scomber japonicus (chub mackerel) is the source of this 1200-nucleotide messenger RNA. It is a transcript of the gene chrm4b, whose product is annotated as cholinergic receptor, muscarinic 4b. The coding region runs from base 1 to 1200 and encodes 399 amino acids. Gene Ontology annotation, biological process: adenylate cyclase-activating adrenergic receptor signaling pathway. NCBI's taxonomy places the organism in Eukaryota, Metazoa, Chordata, Actinopteri, Scombriformes, Scombridae. Gene Ontology annotation, cellular component: plasma membrane. The record is from RefSeq and is a predicted model, not a curated record. The transcript has a single exon. Gene Ontology annotation, molecular function: G protein-coupled acetylcholine receptor activity.
AUGGAGUCUGAUCUGAACACCUCGACGUGGCUCCGCCCCUACACUAACGCCUCUUGUCCAAUCAGAGCGUCCUGCCCGUACUGCACGGCUCAGCUGGUCGUCGUCGUCAUGGUAACCACCUCCCUGAGCAGCAUCACCAUCCUGGGCAACGCGUUGGUGAUCGCGUCCAUCACGGUGAACCGGCGCCUGCGGACCAUCAAUAACUACCUGGUGCUGAGCCUGGCGCUGGCGGACCUGGUGGUGGGUCUGGUGUCCAUGAACCUGUCCUCGCUGUACGUGGCGUACGGCUCGUGGCCGCUGGGCGCCGCGCUUUGCGACACGUGGCUGGUGACGCACUACACGGUGAGCAGCGCGUCCGUCAUGAAUCUGCUGAUCAUCAGCGUGGAUCGUUUCUUCUGCCUGACGCGGCCGCUCAGCUACCCGGCGCGCCGCACGGGCCGGACCGCCGCGCUGAUGGUCGGCGCCGCCUGGCUGCUGUCCUUCCUGCUGUGGACGCCCGCCAUCUUGUCCUGGCAGAGCGCCGGUGGGAAGCGCCUGGUCCCAGACGGAGAGUGUUACACGCAGCUGCUGGCCAGCCCCGCCGUUACCUUGGCGACGACGCUGCCGUCCUUCUACGUGCCGGCGCUCAUCAUGAUGGUUCUGUACGGCCGUGUGUCCGCCGCCAGCCGCCGCCGUCUGAGCGCGCUCCAAUCAGAGCGAGGCGCGCUCAGUCCGUCCGUUAAAGACUUCCUGUUGAAGCGACGCAGCUGGGCGACUGGCGAGCCGGGCUCAGAGCUCUCUCACAACCAAUCAGAGUCCAGCUCGCCGACGCUCCACAGGAACAGGAAACACGCCGCGCCGCCGACAGAAGAAGACUCGUCGUCCAACGCCGAGCUCCACCGAGCGGCUUCAGCGGCGUUCUCCUUCCCCAACGUCACGUCUCAGGAGCGGCGGAGACGGCGAGUGAUGGCGAGGGAGAGGAGGGUCACCAGGACCGUCCUGGCCAUCCUGCUGGCCUUCGUCCUCACCUGGACGCCGUAUAACAUCAUGGCCGUCAUCGCCGCCUUCUGUCACGUCCGCAUCCCCGACGGCCUUUGGACCGCCGGCUGCUGGCUCUGCUACGCCAACAGCGCCAUCAACCCCGGCUGCUACGCUCUGUGCAACGCCACCUUCAGGAAGACCUUCUGCAACCUGCUGCGCUGCCGCAGGAAGCCGCGCUGA